Messenger RNA from Entelurus aequoreus (snake pipefish), 2669 nucleotides. RefSeq names its product lanC-like protein 3. Gene Ontology annotation, cellular component: plasma membrane. Gene Ontology annotation, biological process: peptide modification; carbohydrate metabolic process. NCBI's taxonomy places the organism in Eukaryota, Metazoa, Chordata, Actinopteri, Syngnathiformes, Syngnathidae. The transcript has 4 exons. The record is from RefSeq and is a predicted model, not a curated record.
AUGGAGAACAGCCGUUGUUUCGCUAACCGCUUCACGGACUACAAGGGCGCCCUCUACGGUGGACACGAUCCUCAAAAAGGUGCCCGAUGACGUGGCGACUACGACGGCGGGCUGUACGUCGGUCCCGCCGGGGUGGCGUACAUGCUGUAUCACGUCAGCGAAUCUCCCCUCUUCUCCGAGCGGAGGGACACGUACCUCAAGACGGCCAAGCACAUCAUCGACGUGUCUGUGCGCUGCGUGGACAAGAACAUGCGUGCCGCCUUCCUGCUCGGCGGUGCGGGCAUCUACGCCGUGGCCGCGAUGAUAUACAAGUCCCUCGGCUUGGCUGACUUCGUCAAGCCGCUGACGAAAUUCCGCAGUCUGUGGGAGGUGUGCGCGCCCAUUUGUUUCCUGGAGUGUGGCUCUGAUGAGCUGUUUGUGGGCCGGGCAGGCUACUUGUGUGCCGCCUUGGUCCUCAGGCAAAAGCUGGCCAUUGAGAUUCUCAGCAGGGAUCGAAUCAAAUCCAUUUGCACGGCCAUCAUCGAGUCCGGAAAGCAAUAAGCGAAGAGGAAGAGAAAGCCGUUCCCCCUCAUGUACGCCUUCUAUGGGACGGAGUACCUCGGGGCAGCCCACGGCCUAUCGUCGGUGCUACAGAUGCUGCCGAGCUACCAGGACAUGCUGAGCGGGGCCGACAAGGACCUGGUGUGGCAGAGUGUCGACUUCCUCAUGAACCAGGAGCAGAACUGGAACUGGCCCGCCGAGCUUGGCGCAGUCAUCGAGAGGGAGAAUGAACUGGUCCACUGGUGUCACGGCGCUCCAGGUUUGCGGAGUUUCUCUUCACCGAGGAGUUCAAAGUGGGCUCGUGCUCCUUGACCAGCGUCCGCAGUCUGUUUGAAGGCCUGUCGGGUACCGUCUGCUUCCUGGUAGACCUCUUGCAACCCGACAAGGCAGAAUUCCCGCUGUUAACCGUCUUUGAGUGAAGGCGGAAAAAGAGGAGCAACAAAAACUAGACGUGUAAGUGCAGUUGCCGUAGAAACAGAUCUUGUUCUGUGUGUGUUUGUUUCAAAGUGGAUGUUCAGCUAUUUCCAGCUUUACCAGAUUCAUCCCACUCGGUGUCACAUUCUCGACAUACACAGCUGAAAUGCAAGGGACAAUAGUGAGUUAAGUACAAAAAAGAAACGUAGCACAUUUUGUAACAUGUGCUGCUCUCAGGUUUAAAAUGAAAUAAAUACACACAUUAGGUUUUUUUAGAGGCAAUCCCACACAAAAAAGAAAGAGAAAUACAUAAUCCCUUUGAAAAUGUUCCACUUCACCAACUCAGCACUUACUGUUCCUUUGUCUUGUUUUUUAUUACCGUAUUUUCCGGAUCAUAGGGUGCACCGGAUUAUAAGGCGCACUGCCGAUGAAUGGUCUUUAAAAAAAAUAAAAUAAUUUUCCACAUAUAAGGCGCAUUAAAGGAGUCAUAUUAUUAUUUUUUUCUAAAUUGAAAACACUUCGUUGUGGUCUACAUAACAUGUAAUGGUGGUUCUUUGGUCAAAAUGUUGCUUAGAUUAUGUUUUACAGAUCAUCUUCAAGCCGCUUUCUGACAUUGCUUCCGGAUGCGCGUUUUGUGGGCGGUCUUAUUUAUGUGGCUCACCUUCGGCACCGUCUUUUCUCCGUCAUCUUUGUUGUAGCGGUGUAGCGUUUAAGGAUGGGAGUGGAAGAAGUGUCAAAAGAUGGAGCUAACUGUUUUAAUGACAUUCAGACUUUACUUAAAUCAAUAACGGAGCAUCAUCUCCUCAUCCGGAAACAACAAUACCGGAAAUGUGUCUCGUGAAAAACCGCCCAACCGGAACUCUAAUAACUAAAGUUCCUUUGGUGAAUAAUGUAAACUCACUAUACCGGUAUGUUUUAGCGCUUUCAUGGCCAGUUUACUGACAGAUAUAAGUAAGAACUUUACACUACUUUAUAUUAGAAAUGGCAACAGCGGAGAAUGAAUGUCACAUUACAAGAAGAUAGAGAAAAAGAAGACGCUUAUCGACUACGGUGUCGCCACAGAGUACAAAGGCGGAAGCGUGCCGUUUUUCAUGAUUUAUGCAGAUCCCAAAUACAGAUCAGCAGGUACUAGAAGGUAAGAAAAGUUGCUUUUGCAUAAUAUUGCGAAACAAAACGCCAGACAAUGUCUUACCUUAUACACACACCAUAAUAAUACUCGUAUGAUGAAGCACAUCAAGCGGUGUGGCUUCAUUCUUACCGAAGUCGUACUAAAACAGUUUGAUAGACUUUUGAGCGCCGUGUGUUAUGUUCUAUAUUUUCAAUGGAACAAAAAAAAUGUUGGUGUUGUUUACUUCAGUCAUAUUGCCAUCAUAGUGCAGCCUACACUUAUCUCUUAUGUUUGACAGCCAUCUACUGGUCACACUUAUCAGUACAUCAUGUACCAAAUAAAAUAGCUUCGAGGUGAGUAAGCUCAACCAAACUUAUUCCUUACAUUAGGCGCACCGGGUUAUAAGGCGCACGGUCGAGUUUUGAGGAAAAAAAAGGAUUUUAAGUGUGCCUUAUAGUCCGGAAAAUAAGGUGAAUAUCUGGUGUGUUCACUGUGUCGUCUUUUGACUUCUUGUAUUUGUUAGUCUCUAGAUUAGUUCAGCAACUGAAGUCCAGUUUCUGAUUUUAUUAAUUCAGUGUGAUAACGAGGCUUUAAAACCGACUACAGU